This is a messenger RNA of Callithrix jacchus (white-tufted-ear marmoset), 3929 nucleotides long. Lineage: Eukaryota; Metazoa; Chordata; Mammalia; Primates; Cebidae. The record is from RefSeq and is a predicted model, not a curated record.
AGCCGCGCAAGCGCAAUCGCAGGGAACAUGGCUGCCGCCGGCGCCCAACCGUCUUGCUGUUUCACCCAGGCUAGAAUGCAGUGGUAUGAUCACAGCUCACUGCAGUCUUGAAUUCCUGGGCUCCCAAGAGGCUGGGACUUCAGGUAUGCACCAUCACACCUGGCUAAAGGCGUCUCACUGCAUCGUCCAAGCUGGCCUCGCUCCUAGGCUCAAGCGAUCCUCCUGCCUAGACCUCCCAAAGUGCUGGGAUUAUAGAUCUGGAAGCUGGGAAGUCUAAGAUGAAGGCAUGAGAAGAUCCGGUGUCUAAUACAGUCUUGCUCUGUGGCCUAGUCUGGAAUGUAGUGGCGUGAUCUCAGUUCACUGCAACCUCCGCCUCCUGGGUUCAAGCAAUUCUCGUUCCUCAGCCUCCUGAGUAGCUGGGAUUACAGAUGUGGACCACCAUGCCCAGACACGAUCUCUUUUGCAGUUGGCACAAUUACAGCUCCCUGCAGUCUCAGUCUCCCAGAGUGCUGGGAUUGCAGGCGUGACCCCCCUGCAGUGCUUCACGGUAUGGUUUUUUGGUUUGGGAUAUGAGAUUGAAAAUGACAACUUGGAAUAUUUCUGAAAGAGAAAUACCCUGUGGUAUAGAAAUGGAAGGAUUCACAAAGGAAGCUCCCUGUUUGUCCAUUUUAAGUGGUGGUUGGGACUGUGAGAACCAGGAGGGACACUUGAGGCAAUCGGCUUUAACUCUGCAGAAAUCAGGGCCUCAGGAAGCAAUUUGUGAAUAUCCUAGUUUUGCGGAACAUUUGAUUGCAAGCUCAGACCUUCCACCAUCUCAGAGAGUUCUUGCAACAAAUGGUUUCCAUGCACAUGACUCAAAUGUUAGUGGUCUGGAUUGUGACUCUGCCUUACACAGCUGUCCCAAAAGUUAUGCAGCUAAGAGAACUGGCAACAGCGAUGCCUGUGGAAAAGCCUUCAACCAUUCCAUGGAAGUUAUUCAUGGAAGAAAUCCAGUGAGAGAGAAACCCUACAAAUACCCUGAAAGAGUUAAGUCUUUUAGUCAUUUUACCGCUCUUAGUCAUCAAAAAAUAAUGAAAAGAGGCAAGAAACUCUAUGAAGGUAAGGAUUUUGAGGACAUCUUUACCCUGAGCUCAUCACAUAAUGAAAACCAGAGGAAUCUCCCUGGAGAGAAACAAUAUAAAUGUACUGAAUGUGGCAAAUGCUUCAAACGGAACUCUUCUCUUGUUUUGCAUCACCGAACUCAUACCGGAGAGAAGCCUUACACUUGCAAUGAGUGUGGAAAGUCCUUCUCCAAGAACUACAACCUGAUUGUACAUCAAAGGAUCCACACAGGAGAAAAGCCCUAUAAAUGCAGUAAAUGUGGGAAAGCUUUCAGUGAUGGGUCAGCUCUGACACAGCACCAGAGAAUUCACACAGGUGAGAAACCUUAUGAAUGCCUAGAAUGUGGAAAAACCUUCAACCGAAAUUCAUCCCUAAUUUUGCACCAAAGAACUCAUACAGGGGAAAAACCGUAUAGAUGUAACGAGUGUGGGAAACCCUUCACUGACAUCUCCCACCUAACAGUGCAUCUCCGAAUCCACACCGGUGAGAAGCCCUACGAGUGUAGCAAAUGUGGAAAGGCUUUCCGGGACGGCUCGUACCUCACCCAGCAUGAAAGGACUCACACUGGAGAAAAGCCCUUUGAGUGUGCAGAGUGUGGGAAAUCCUUCAACAGAAACUCUCAUCUCAUUGUGCAUCAAAAGAUCCAUUCUGGGGAGAAGCCCUAUGAAUGCAAAGAAUGUGGGAAGACUUUCAUUGAGAGUGCGUACCUGAUCAGGCACCAGAGGAUUCAUACUGGCGAGAAGCCCUAUGGCUGCAACCAGUGUCAGAAACUUUUCAGGAACAUUGCUGGCCUCAUCAGGCACCAGAGGACUCAUACUGGUGAGAAGCCUUAUGAGUGUAAUCAAUGUGGCAAAGCCUUCAGGGACAGCUCCUGUCUGACCAAGCACCAGAGAAUUCACACUAAGGAGACCCCGUAUCAGUGUCCAGAAUGUGGGAAGUCCUUCAAGCAGAACUCUCACCUGGCAGUACAUCAGAGACUGCAUAGCAGAGAGGGUCCCAGCCAGUGUCCUCAGUGUGGAAAAACGUUCCAAAAGAGCUCCUCCCUUGUCCGACAUCAACGAGCACACCUGGGAGAGCAACCCAUGGAAACAUAAUGAUUGGGGGCCACAUGAUUCUUCUAGUUUGUUCUCACACCUGUGUUUAGGAGGCGUGUCUUAGAUCUGACUCCUCUCUGGUCAGUAGAAAAGAAUCCUUUAAGCUAUUCAGUGAAUUGAUGAAUGUGAGACAUUGCUGAGCCACAGUGUUAAGUCUGCUCACUGGGGAACUUGGGAGACAACUUAGGAUGAUAGUAAAUGCAGAAUAGUUAUUGUACCAGAGAUGACAACACAUACACCGGAAUGAAACGUGCAAACCAUGAACGUGACACUAACCUGGGAUAUUCACUCACCUCCACAUCAAAAUGCUUAGCUAGAGAGAGCCUGUGAAUGCACUCAGAAUGUGAUUGAUAUGAGGAGCCCCAUAGUAGGGAGUUUCCACCUUAUGGUACAUAAGCAGACUCUCAACGAAUCAAUUUUUUUUUUUUUUGAGAUGGAGUCUUGAGCUGUUGCCCAGGCUGUAGUGUAGUGGGGCAAUCUCCACUCACUGCAACCUCCCCUCCCGGUUUCAAGCAGUUCUCCUGUCUCAGCCUCCUGAGUAGCUAAGAUUACAGGUAUGUGCCACCACGCCCAGCUAAGUUUUUGUAUUUUUAGUAGAGAUGGAGUUUCACUAUGUUGACCAGGCUGGUCUUGAACUCCUGACCUUAUGAUCUGCCUGCCUUGGCCUCCCAAAGUGCUGGGAUUACAGGUGUGAGCCACCGCGCCUGGCCUAAUUCAACUGUUUGUUUGUUUUUUUUUUUUUUUUGAAAUGGAGUCUUGCUCUGUUGCCAGGGUGGAGUGUGAUGGUGUGAUCUUGGCUCACUGAAGCCUCCACCUCCCAGAUUCAAGCAACUGAGUCAAGCUUUUUAAAUGUAAUCAGGAAGAGAGGCUUUUGGCAGUGUCUCUUACAGUGUUCUCUGUAUCAACAAUGGUGUACAAUUAGAGUCCACACAGUGCUGCACUGCACACCACCACAGAAUGUUUCAAGUUUUGCUGUUUCAAUAUAUUUCUGCGUUAUACUCCACAAGAAUGCUGAGAACUUGUUGCAGGAGGGUAUCUAGAUGAAUAAAUUACCUGUGAAUGAACAGUGAAGUCGUUCCUCCUGUGACUGAAACAAGCAGGCCGGGUUUGGUGGCUCAUGACUGUAUCCCAGCAUUUUGGGAGGCUGAGGCAGCUGGAUCAUGAGGUCAGGAGUUCAAGACCAGCCUUGCCAAAGUGGUGAAACCCCAUCUCUACAAAAAAUACAAAAAAUUUGCCAGACAUGGUGGCAUGUGCCUGUAAUCCCAGCUACUCAGGAGGCUGAGCGGGAGAAUUGCUUGAACCUGGGAGGUGGAGGUUGCAGUGAGCCGAGAUCCCGCCACUGCACUCCAGCCUGGGCGAUAGAUAGACUGAAACUCCAUCCAAAAAGAAAAAAAAAAAACAAAAGACUGAAACAAGCUUGUGCGAAGAUGGAAAGGGCUGCUUCCAAGAGAUGUAGUUUGUUGCUUCAGUUGUUGAAACAAAAAUACUGAGUUGUUAUGUUAUCACCCCACCACUACCACCGUGGUGGUUCAUUUAAGAUGCUUCCAAUUCAGCCACUGUGAACCAUUGUAAAGGUUUUAUUGCCAUGUUGAAAAUGUUUAUAAUAUGGCAAAAAGGGGCAUAGAAUAGAAGAUUUACUAUUAUUACAGCCAUAUACAAGAUAUAUGCACACAUGGAUGUAGACUGAAAGGGCAUGAUGGAAAAAUAAAAUGUGGUUUUCUUCGGGGACCGGAA